Molecule: messenger RNA, 930 nt
Organism: Miscanthus lutarioriparius
Lineage: Eukaryota; Viridiplantae; Streptophyta; Magnoliopsida; Poales; Poaceae
Source: the annotation of a GenBank genome assembly
AUGGGGAAGGACCUGUUCUGGGCCAUCCGAGGCGGCGGCGGCGAGAGCUUCGGCGUCGUCGUUUCCUGGAAGGUGCGGCUGGUGCCCGUGACGGAGACCGUCACCGUGUUCAGCAUCCGCCGGCUGAGGAACGAGUCCGCCGUCGACCUCAUCACCAAAUGGCAAGCGAUCGCGCCGGCGCUACCCAGGGACCUGUACCUCCGCGUGCUCGUGCAGAACCAGCAGGCCAACUUCGUCGCCCUGUUCCUCGGCCGGUGCGGAAGCCUCGUCGACACCAUGAGAGGUCACUUCCCGGACCUAGGAAUGACGGAGCGGGACUGCCAGGAGAUGAGCUGGGUGAAAUCCACCGUCUUCUUCAACUACGGCAGGGCCGACUUGCCGGCGGAGGUGCUCCUCAACAGGAGCAGCAAUCCAUACUACUACCUCAAGGUGAAGUCCGACCACGUGCAGGAGGCCAUGCCAGGGCACGCGUGGGAGAGCAUCUGGUCCAACUGGUUCGAGAAGCCCGAGGCGGCGCUGCUCAUGCUCGACCCCUACGGCGGCCGGAUGGGCAGCAUCUCGCCGUCGGCAACGCCGUUCCCGCACCGGAACUACCUCUACCAGCUCCAGUUCUACUCGGUCUGGUACGAGAACGGGACGGCGGCGCUGGAGAAGCGGAUGAGCUGGGUCAGGGGAGUGUACGAGGAUCUGACGCCAUACGUGUCCAAGAACCCAAGAGCUGUGUACGUGAACUACAGGGACCUGGACCUGGGGACGAACGAGCUGGAGGAGGGUGGUAACGUCACCAGCUACGCCAAGGCUAGGGUUUGGGGGGAGAAGUAUUUCAAAGCUAAUUUCAAGAGACUGGCGGCCGUGAAGAGCAAGGUGGAUCCUCAUGACUUCUUCAGGAACGAGCAGAGCAUCCCUCCUCUUCCUGCUGCUGCAAAAUGA